GCCUUGGCGCUGCCGCGAUAAGCGCAGCGCUGGAAACCGGCUCGUAGCGCGAACGCUAGUUAUUGCAGUGUCGUUCCACGUGCCAUACAAACGCCGUAAAAAUGGCUCACGCGCUAAAGAAUUUAUCAGUUCAAGUGCUUAAAAACAACAAUGUUGAAGCCAUCGGCGCAGCCGCGGUGAGAGCCAGCCACUGGUGGAGCCAAGUGCAGAUGGGCCCGCCUGACGUGAUCCUGGGCAUCACGGAGGCCUACAAGCGAGACACGGACAGCAGGAAGGUGAACCUCGGCGUCGGCGCCUACCGCGACGACAACGGACAGCCCUUUGUGCUGCCUUCCGUUAAGAAAGCCGAGGAAGUACUCUACGGCAAAGGCCUGAACCACGAAUACGCACCAAUCGGCGGAGAGGCGAGCUACACGGACGCCGUGGCUAAGUUAGCCUUCGGUGACAACAGCCCCGUCUUGGCUGACAAGUCCAACGCCACCGUACAGACCCUGUCCGGAACCGGCGCGCUGCGGCUCGGCUUCGAGUUCCUCGUCAAACACUACGGCGACAAGGAAGUGUGGAUGCCCAACCCCACGUGGGGCAAUCACCCCCAGAUCUGCAACACCCUCAAGAUCAACCACAAGAAGUACCGCUACUACGACCCUAAGACCUGCGGACUGGACUUCCAGGGUGCCCUUGAAGAUAUCAACAAAAUCCCCGACGGCUCGGUCAUCCUGCUCCACGCGUGCGCCCACAACCCCACCGGUGUCGACCCCAACAAAGAACAAUGGAAAGAGCUUUCUCAGCUGAUCAAGAAGAAACACCUGUUCCCGUUCUUCGACAUGGCGUACCAGGGCUUCGCGACGGGCGAUGUGAACAACGACGCCUUCGCCGUGCGCCAGUUCGUGCAGGACGGACACCAGGUCAUGCUGGCACAGAGCUUCGCUAAGAACAUGGGCUUAUACGGCGAGCGCGCUGGCGCCCUAACUAUUUGUUGUGGCGACGAGAACACCGCCAAGAUCAUUAUGUCGCAGCUCAAGAUUAUGAUCCGCGUCAUGUACUCCAACCCUCCCCUGUAUGGCGCCCGCAUCGUGCAGACCAUCCUUAACGACCAGAAACUCAAGGAUUUGUGGUUGAAGGACGUGAAGCUGAUGGCGGACCGCAUCAUCACGAUGCGCGCGGAGCUCCGCGCGGGCGUGGAGGGCGCCGGCUCCAAGCUGCCCUGGCAACACGUCACCGACCAGAUCGGCAUGUUCUGCUUCACCGGCCUCAAGCCCGAACAGGUAGAGAAGCUGACCAGCGACCACCACAUCUACCUCACCAAGGACGGCCGCAUCUCCGUCGCCGGCCUCUCCAACAAGAACGUGCACUACGUCGCCGAGGCCAUCCACAAAGUUACCUCCUAAGCAUAUCACCUUACCACAUGCCUUUACUACAGCGCUCACAGAUAUAAGUUACACCUUUAAUUCAGGAGCGAAUAGAGGUAGGGCGCAGCUUAGUACCCUUUUAUAAUGUCAGUGUCAAGAUCCGUCGAGUCCCACGGGCACAUUAUGGGUCAAGAAUAGCCGGGUCCAUACAGAGUGAGCAUACGCGCGAGGCAAUUUCCUCGCGCACAAAACGGCCAGUGUAGACGUGCCUCGGCCGAGGCGGCGCGCGCGAGGCACGUCUAAAAAUGUCGCUACAACACGCGCGAGGCACGUCCACACUGGCCGUUUUGUGCGCGAGGAAAUUGCCUCGCGCGUAUGUUCGCUCUGUGUGGAUCCGGCUAUCGACAAUCAAAUUUCACUUCUAAAAUUAAAACCCUAAGGUAGUUUUUUGGCUGGCAAAUUAAGACCCCUGAGACCUCAGGGGUUAAGGUUCCGAUUUAGACAACAAGAUGGCAGAACCUCUAACGCUUAAGGAACUUAAACUUUAGAGGGCAGCCGGGUUAGCACAUGAUUGGCUCGACAGUAUCUCGCCGCGAGAUAGACUACCCGUCCCUCUUUAAUUAUUGCAGUUAGAAAAAGACGGGCAGUCUAUCUCGCGGCGAGAUACUGUCGCGCCAAUCAUGUGCUUGGCCUACAGCACUUGCUUUGUUUACUUUUUAAAUAAUAAAGUUGCAUGUCCUCCAAUGUGCACUAAUUUGACUAAAAGGAAUUUUAUUGUAACUUAUAUAUGUGUAAGUGCUGUAAUGAGGUCCGAAUAGGUAGUGCGAUAUUAUGUACAUAGUAAGUGAACAGUGAAAUGUGAAACGCGAUAAUGAUUACUUUGAAAUUCGUGGUUGUGGUAGUUUGUAAUAGUUGUUUUGUUAUCAACCGGCAUCGAGGAAAGGUUCCCAGUUUGAGAACCGAUGCUUUUGUUGAAUUUAAUGAAAACUUACAAAUGGUAUCCUGUACUCAACCUUUUUUAUGAGGGCCGCAAAGACGAUUUUGCCUUGUAGCACAGAACAAGUUGCCGUUGUAGGUACCGUACAGAAAGAACACUUUUUACAAACCCGAAAUUCGACAGCGAUUCAAGGAUGAAUCAUGCUGUCCCUUUCUAAUGUACGGCACUAUUCCUUUCGGCUAUUUAGGGUUGUCAAAAUUCAAGUCAUUAUCUUAUCUGUGGUCGUACACGCAAAGGCAUGUCAUGCUAUGCCAACCCCAAUAAUUACUCGGAGCAAUGCUGAGCCGAGUUUGCCCGAAAGGAGGAGUGUCUCCCCAGUGCUUAUAGUCCGGGCCGCAAGAUAUAUUUGCUUAAAGGUGACGUCCGGUUGGCAAGGUUAUGUUUAUAUACCAGGAUCACCUGACGGCCCGCAGGUUGAGUACCGCUGGUGUAAUCUAUUUAAAUUAUUAUUAUUGCACUAAAUCUCAGAGAUUUGAAUCAAUCAAUAAGUCUUUUUACAGUUUAUACGAAUACAUAAAAUGGCACUAAAUCUUUUCGGUGACCUUCUUUGCUAUUUACUGCUGAAUUGUAUACAGUACCGAGAGAACACAGUAUUUAUUCAUAUAUUUUCGAUUAAUUUUUGAGAUAUCUAAAACACUCGAGUAUAACUUGAAUGUUAUUCUAUUAUUUGAAUUUGUAUGUUUGUUGUUUAAAAAUAUAAAAA
Cydia strobilella is the source of this 3049-nucleotide messenger RNA. RefSeq names its product aspartate aminotransferase, mitochondrial (gene Got2). Gene Ontology annotation, cellular component: mitochondrion. The record is from RefSeq and is a predicted model, not a curated record. Gene Ontology annotation, molecular function: pyridoxal phosphate binding; L-aspartate:2-oxoglutarate transaminase activity. Gene Ontology annotation, biological process: biosynthetic process; L-aspartate catabolic process. NCBI's taxonomy places the organism in Eukaryota, Metazoa, Arthropoda, Insecta, Lepidoptera, Tortricidae. The transcript has 9 exons. Bases 102 to 1388 code for a protein of 428 amino acids.